Molecule: messenger RNA, 1030 nt
Organism: Amaranthus tricolor (Joseph's coat)
Lineage: Eukaryota; Viridiplantae; Streptophyta; Magnoliopsida; Caryophyllales; Amaranthaceae
Product: glutaredoxin-C4
Exons: 5
Coding region: 74-703 (209 amino acids)
Biological process (GO): cellular response to oxidative stress
Cellular component (GO): cytoplasm
Molecular function (GO): glutathione disulfide oxidoreductase activity
Source: RefSeq, a predicted model, not a curated record
CAACUCUGUACUCUACUCUUGAUUUGCCCACAAGUUCUAACAAAUUAGGGCAAAAUAUCAUUGGUUCAACAUUAUGGUUCUAACCAAUUUACUUAAACACCUACGUUUUCAUUUUGUAAAACAAAAACCCCAAUUAAUCUAUCCAUUUCAAGAUUCAAUCAGGACUAUUAAUUUUCUUACGUUCCAAAGUUACAUUCUUUCUCAUAAUCGUAUCAAAAAGAAAUCAUCACUUUUCGACAUUAACAAAGCAAUACUUCAGCACCCAGCAGGAUCUGAAGCUCAAACAUCGCCGAAAAUGGAGGGACAAAUCGCACGGCGCCGUUUUGCAAUGAUGAUUUUGUUGUCGGUUUUACUUGCGACUUCAUCGUCUGCAUCUGCUUCAUCUCCCGAGGUUUUCGUUAAGAAAACUAUUUCUUCUCAUCAAAUCGUCAUUUUCUCCAAAUCUUAUUGCCCGUACUGUAGGAGGGCGAAGGAGGUUUUUAAAGAGCUGAACCAAGCACCACAUGUUAUUGAGCUGGACGAGAGAGAUGAUGGUUGGAAUAUUCAAGACGCACUCAGUGGUAUUGUUGGGAGGCGCACAGUACCUCAGGUCUUCAUCAAUGGAAAGCACAUUGGAGGAUCAGAUGAUACUGUGGAAGCCUACCAAAAUGGAGAGUUAGCCAAACUUCUGGGCAUUGAUUCAACUGAUCGUGAUGAUCUGUGAUAUGUUAUUGAUGAAGCAUUAUGUAGUCAUAUUUUUAGAUUGAAGGUACUAGUCAAGCAGGCCACAAACUGAAGCGUUCAUGAGAAUUUUGAACCCAUUGUACACUAUGCUAUUAUAUUUACAAACAAUGUAGUCAUAUUCCAUUGCAUUAGUUGACAAUCCAAAUGCAGUCUUUACUUAUCCUUGGCCCAGAAAUAAAAGUAGGGAAUACAAUUGCAGCCUUUUGUUUCUCCGUUUUUGAAAUGUCGAACAUGAUUCUGGACCAAAUUGUAUCCUUUCAGACGUGGUUUUUCACUUAUGAGUAUCAGUAGACAGUUUUUUUUACUA